UCCUAAUUUACGGCCACAUGGAGUCUUAGUCUGCAGGGAGUGAAUGUAUAUGGCUGCAUAGCCAUAUAAAAAACCUGCUUCUCUGCAAAGAAGACAUAAAUACAUUUCAUUUGUAGUACUCUUUGCUCAAAGCAAUAUCAAAGGGAGAACCAGAAUUGCAUGUUCUCAGGUCUACAAAUACGUGCUUUCUACUCCUGCAGAUUUCCAGAUAAGCAGUAACUGUCUUCUUCAAGCUUUAAGAAGAUCUCUGCAAACAUGGCAUCUGAACACACAAGCAAUUUUACUUCUCAACCAGGCCACACAGACCCAUUUACAACCUGCAAGAAUGAAGAUUUCUCACAGGGGAAAUACUAUCUCACUGUCUUUUACAGCCUAAUCUUUGUGCUGUGCUUCCCAGCAAACAUUGUGACAAUUUUUGUUUACUUUGCCAAGAUGAGGCCCUGGAAAAGCAGCACCAUCAUUAUGUUCAACCUGGCUGUCACUGACCUAUUAUAUUUAGCCACGCUUCCUUUCAUUAUACACUACUCUGUUAAUGGAAAUAACUGGAUUUUUGGAGACUUCAUGUGCAAGUUUAUUCACUUUGCUUUCAACUUCAACAUGUACAGUGGUAUUAUCUUCCUUAGCUGCUUCAGCGUCUUACGCUUUUUCGUAGUUGUCUACCCAAUUAAAUUCUUUUUUGUUAAAAAACGGAGAUGGGCAGUGGUGGCUUCUGUAGUUGUUUGGAUGAUUUCCCUAGCCACCAUCAGCCCCUUGGGCAUCCUGAUUGCCACAAGGCAUACACAGAACAAGACAACCUGUCCUGACCUGUCUGCUGCUGUGGAUCUUGAAACUAGUCGGUGGUAUAACUGGCUGCUGAUGGUGUUUGUCUUCCUAUUGCCCUUGCUUACUGUGACUGUGUGCUACACGCUCAUUAUUUACACCUUAACCACUGGGCCCCACACACAGGCUUGCUACAAACAGAAGGCUCGCAGACUUGCCAUUGUCAUCUUGGUGCUCUUCUAUGCGUGCUUCCUCCCCUUCCACAUCUUUCGAGGAAUUCGCCUGGAGAUCCGAGCACGACCGGUUAGCUGCCACUUGAAUAACUUGAUCUGUAAUAUUUAUAAUAUUGUUAAACCUUUAGCAGCAUUAAAUACCAUUGCAAACUUAGUGUUCUAUGUAGUGACAGUAGACAGCUUCCAGAAAGCAGUCCUCUCCCUCUUCAAGUUAUUGAGAAACAGGUACUUGAAGUGGAAGAGAUUGAUGCCAUAA
Melopsittacus undulatus (budgerigar) is the source of this 1248-nucleotide messenger RNA. RefSeq names its product 2-oxoglutarate receptor 1-like. The transcript has 3 exons. Gene Ontology annotation, cellular component: plasma membrane. The record is from RefSeq and is a predicted model, not a curated record. NCBI's taxonomy places the organism in Eukaryota, Metazoa, Chordata, Aves, Psittaciformes, Psittaculidae. Bases 256 to 1248 code for a protein of 330 amino acids. Gene Ontology annotation, molecular function: G protein-coupled receptor activity. Gene Ontology annotation, biological process: G protein-coupled receptor signaling pathway.